Molecule: messenger RNA, 1149 nt
Organism: Symbiodinium natans
Lineage: Eukaryota; Dinophyceae; Suessiales; Symbiodiniaceae
Source: the annotation of a GenBank genome assembly
AUGGCUCCAAGUCCACGAGCGAAGUGCACAGCAUCCGCGAAGGAUCUUAUGAAAUGCUUCCGCCUCAACUGCAAAAAGUUUGAGCCCGAGAGCUACCAGAAAGCAGACUUAGAUGAGUUGGUGGCGGACAAGGAACAGCUUUUGUCCGACAUUAUAGACGAGACACCGAGGGCAAACGAAAGCAUCGUCGCUGAAGCACUGGAUCUUGCCUAUGAUGGCCAGAAGAAAAAUGUUUUGAAAGAAGCCAAGAAGGGUGCUUUUGCUCAUGAUGCUUUUGCUCAUGAUGAAGAUGCUGCACAGAGCAACUCUGCUGCAGCAAUUUUUGCUGCAUAUGGAUUGCAAGAUCCCGAAGCAGUCGCUAGUGACUGCAGCGAUGUGAUGUCGAUCCAAGAGUCAGAUGCCGAGAACACUUGCCCUGACACCGGCUCUGCCCCCAGCAGCAGCCGAUCUCGACCGUACUUCGAUGGCAAGAACUAUGUGCGAGCACGUGCAGAUGGGUCUGUCGAAAAGGCCAGUAUGGUUGCGGGUCCGACGGGCUUUUGCCUGGUGCAGUUCGGUUCUGAAAAAGCUUUCAAAAGUGAGGUGCCCAAUGUGUAUCUGGAGGAGAAUAAGCCCAAGAAGAGAGCGAAGGCGAAAGCCAAACCUGCAGCUGUUGAUGAUGACCGUGAUGGGGGGGGCAGGGUGGAUGAUGGUGCACAGGAUCCUGCAGGUGAUGAUCCAGCAGCGAUCAGUGUUGAGGAUAUCGAUGCCAAGGAUGUGUGUGUGCAUGUCGACUCUGAAGAUGAUGCAGAGUCCGUCGUUCUGCAGGCCGAUGAGUCUGCAGAUGAGGGUGAAACGGGCCCUUUGGACGCAGAGAGGAAGACGUGGCAUGGAUAUAGCUUGGAAGAUCUACCACAGGAGGCGUGGCCGAACCCGGAGAUCCACAAGGGGAAGCACAGUUGGUGCGUCCACCUUGACAACGAGCAGGGGGUGAUCGAUGUUUUGAUGCGGAGUCGUGCUUUUUGGAUAAAAAAACCUGUGAAAGCCAAGGGUCAGCAUUCAUGGAGUAAGUAUAGCUCGGUGGCAGAGGCCUGGGAAGCGACGAAGACAGCAUGUAGAAAUGCAAACGUGUUGAAGCGGCCUGCCGCUGCGAUUAAACUUUUGUCCUGA